Messenger RNA from Alnus glutinosa, 1891 nucleotides. Its product is annotated as probable mannitol dehydrogenase. Bases 656 to 1744 code for a protein of 362 amino acids. Gene Ontology annotation, molecular function: zinc ion binding; cinnamyl-alcohol dehydrogenase activity. The transcript is spliced from 5 exons. Lineage: Eukaryota; Viridiplantae; Streptophyta; Magnoliopsida; Fagales; Betulaceae. Gene Ontology annotation, biological process: lignin biosynthetic process. The record is from RefSeq and is a predicted model, not a curated record.
AUAAUGAAAGCAUUAAAAAAUUGAAAAAAGAAAAAAGAGGAGGAGUGGCUCAAAAGUCCUCCUCUGUGGCUAUGGCGGAUGCGGCAAAGCACACGCUAGUCACUAGUGGAACUCUGAUUUCAGACUUCAAGAGCCUUGUUUCCAUCAUCAGAACCACAAAAAAAAACCGUUAUUUUUGCAUAUAGGUUCAUGUUUGCUUUCGAUGUUUUCACUGUCUUCUAACUUUCUCAUUAUCUUGUCUCAUUAUCCAUCAUAAAUCCAAACACAAGCCCAGGCGCCCUAGGCCACAAUCAAGACCAUUGUGCUAUGAUGUGAGAGGCCACAAUCCAGGAACCAGGAACGACUGGCGACUGGCGACUGGCGUAGUCCGCAAGAUAUAUUAGAGCCGCCACUCUGGUCUACAAUUCCGAGCAGCCUAUGACUUGGAACUUUUAUAAUCACUGUAACAUGCAAUUAGUCCAUAAAAACCAUUAGCUCACUGAAUACGUCAGCGCCCCCCAACCAAUAUGUAUGUAUAUAUAUAUAUAUGUAUAUCACAGGCUCAUUCGAUAUCAUAUAUCCCUCUUUCAACGUAUUCUUUUCCUGUAUAAACUGCCACUUUUUUGUAACCAGAAUUGUUCGUAGUUGCUUAAUUUCUACGUGUGGGAAGAGUUAGAUGGCGAAAUUACCAGAGCAAGAGCACCCGAAGAAGGCCUUCGGAUGGGCAGCCAGGGACACUUCGGGGGUCCUCUCGCCCUUCAAAUUUUCCAGAAGAGCAACGGGAGACGAGGACGUAACGUUCAGAGUUCUUUAUUGUGGGAUAUGCCACUCGGACCUUCACAUGAUCAAGAACGAAUGGGGCAUGUCCACCUACCCACUUGUCCCUGGGCACGAAUUCGUUGGAGAAGUGACAGAAGUGGGGAGCAAGGUGAAGAAAGUUAAAGUAGGAGACAAGGUGGGCGUGGGAUGCGUGGUCGGUGCAUGCCAUUCCUGCGAGAACUGUAAGAAUGACCUUGAAGCUUAUUGUCCCGAAAUGAUUCUUACCUACAGUUCCGUUUACUCCGAUGGAACACUCACAUAUGGAGGCUACUCAGACACAAUGGUAGCUAACGAGCGCUACAUCAUUCACUUCCCGGAAAACAUCCCACUUGACGCCAGUGCUCCCCUACUUUGUGCCGGGAUAACAGUUUAUAGUCCCUUGAAAUAUUAUGGUCUGGCCGAGCCGGGUAAGCAUAUUGGAGUUGUUGGCCUAGGUGGACUUGGUCAUCUAGCUGUUAAAUUUGCAAAGGCUUUUGGGGCGAAAGUGACGGUAAUUAGCACCUCCAUUAGCAAGAAGGAUGAGGCUUUGGAACAUCUUGGUGCCGACUCAUUUUUGCUUAGCCGUGACCAAGAACAAGUGCAGGCUGCCAAGAAUACAAUGGAUGGUAUCCUUGAUACCGUAUCUGCAACGCACUCCAUUUUGCCAUUAAUUGAUCUAUUGAAGUCCCAUGGAAAGCUUGUUUUGUUGGGUGCACCAGAAAAGCCGCUUGAGCUACCCGUCUUUCCUCUGCUUAUGGGAAGGAAGACGGUUGCAGGAAGUAAUACUGGAGGAAUGAAGGAGAUACAAGAAAUGGUAGACUUCGCAGCGAAACAUAACAUCACGGCAGACACAGAGAUUAUUCCAAUGGAGUACGUGAACACGGCGAUGGAGCGCCUUGCUAAGGGUGAUGUUAGAUACCGAUUUGUCAUUGACAUUGGAAACACCUUAGCCGCUACCAAAUCUUGAAGUUCUUAGUUUUCUUGUAUUGUUUUCGAUCCAAUAAUUCUGUUUAACAAACUGCUUAGAUAUAUAUUCUUGUAUCUCGAUCUACUGGAACCUUGUUCUUUUUAUCAUUUGAUAGUCAUUAAAUGGUUGUAGUCGUUUCAAACAACA